Messenger RNA from Chanos chanos (milkfish), 1821 nucleotides. RefSeq names its product protein O-mannose kinase (gene pomk). NCBI's taxonomy places the organism in Eukaryota, Metazoa, Chordata, Actinopteri, Gonorynchiformes, Chanidae. Gene Ontology annotation, biological process: protein phosphorylation; carbohydrate phosphorylation; protein O-linked glycosylation. Bases 546 to 1589 code for a protein of 347 amino acids. Gene Ontology annotation, cellular component: endoplasmic reticulum membrane. Gene Ontology annotation, molecular function: carbohydrate kinase activity; protein kinase activity; ATP binding. The transcript is spliced from 2 exons. The record is from RefSeq and is a predicted model, not a curated record.
UUUAAUGAACGGAAUCGUUACUAACAACACACAAAUCUACAAUAAUCCUCUGUCAUUCGUCGUAGACUGUAUUAUUUUGGACAGGACGUGGCAUUUCACUAGAGGGUUAUUCCUCAGAAGCCCAGAUAUAAUCAUUUGACAUCUGUCAAAACUCCACAGGCGCACAAUUGGACAGCCCUUAACAGCAUGUUUACAAAAGUUGUCCGAUUAACUUGUCGCGUGUGAAAUACGUUUUUGAAAGACACGAACAAAAUUACUCAUCUGACUGUUUUAGGUGAAGUAGUAAAUGUUUGACAAGAUGUAUUGCUACACUAGAUGUAUUACUCGUGCACUAGAAUUAGUGUUUUAUAGUUCAAGCGCUUAUUUGCUGUUUCAGCGCUUUUCUAACUACUCAUAACGUGGGCGUAGAAUUUCCAGAAUUUCCUAACACAUUUCACUCUAAUUGGAUCCAUUGCCCUAAAAUAGCAAUGUAAAUAUUUGGUGGUUUUAAUAAAGCUUUAUUGUACGUAGCUUACUUGCUGUGGCGCAUAGGUUAAGAUGCCAGCAUGAGCCAUAAUGUCGGCACAAGUGGAGCAUGGUGCGGGGUGCCUGCUGUAGUGCUGUGCCUGGCUGCGUUACUAUGUUCCAACCUUCUUCUAUACCUCUACCUGGAAUCCCUAAACCUGGGCACCAGCUAUCCCUCAAGACACGCGCACACACACUGCCCUCCUGGCCACUUCAAAGUUGGAACCAUGACCACCUGUACCCCCUGGCUAGAGUGCCCAGAUAUACGAGCUGAUGUACGACGCCUGAAACUGAUUGGUCGAGGAGCAGUAAAGCAGGUGUACCUGGCAGAGUGGCGUGGUCAGAAGGUAGCUCUGUCUGUCUUGUCAUCAGAGAAGUAUAAGGAUGACUUUCUGCACUGUGUUUCCAUGCUGCGCUCCUUGCAGAGUGCCCGUGUGGUGACGUUUGUUGGAGUGUGUGAGGAGGAUGACAUGUUUGUGACUGAAUACCAUCCUCUGGGCUCGGCACUGGCACUCGACAAGACGUUGGCGCAGGAACGAUACCGCAGCCAAGACUCCUGGAACACACGGCUGAGGCUGGCACUCGACUAUGUCGCUUUCCUGGCAUUUCUUCAUGCCAGUCCAGUGGGCACACGUGUCAUGUGCGAUUCCAAUGACUUAAACAAAACACUCAGCCAGUUUCUCCUAACUGCUGACUUGCGACUCUUGGCCAAUGACCUAGAUGCCCUACCAAAAGUGGUCCGUGGGAGCGAGGGGGUUAAGUGUGGCCCGCGGAGGUUGACUGGUGAUUUUGUGGCUCCGGAACAGCUGUGGCCUUAUGGUGAGGACAUGCCUUUCUCUGAUGAACUCAUGCCAGGCUACGAUGAGAAAACAGACAUCUGGAAGAUUCCGGAUGUGACACGUUUCCUACUGGGACACGUUCCAGGAAGUGAUGUCAUCCACUUCCACCUGUUCCAGAUCCAUGCAGAGUGCAAGAAACAAGAUCCUCAUCUUCGACCAUCAGCCCUGGAGGUUUUGAGUGUGUAUCGCUUGGUCUACGACAGUAUGAAGGAGAGCCACACUGAGAGAAUCAGAGACAUGCUGUAGGGAGCUAGUCUAAAUGAAUGACUUCUUAUUUAGUUAGUCUGAGAAAAUGGAUACAGUGAAUACAGUGAGAAUGAUUUCUUGUUUCCAUAAAAACUCUAUAAAGAUGUGUCAGUAUCAGUAAAAUAUUCCCUGAAGUUUUCAGGCAGAGACUGCAACAUGUCAUUGCAAAGUAUCCGAGAUUCAGCCCAUGAAAUGAAUUACUGCUGAUAAGGGUAUCUAGCUUAAGAGAGAG